Molecule: messenger RNA, 621 nt
Organism: Penicillium paradoxum
Lineage: Eukaryota; Fungi; Ascomycota; Eurotiomycetes; Eurotiales; Aspergillaceae
Product: NUDIX hydrolase
Exons: 4
Coding region: 1-621 (206 amino acids)
Biological process (GO): nucleoside phosphate metabolic process; ribose phosphate metabolic process
Cellular component (GO): nucleus; cytosol
Molecular function (GO): ADP-ribose diphosphatase activity
Source: RefSeq, a predicted model, not a curated record
AUGUCGCAGACUAAGUCCACAUUUCUCUCGCGAGAGCCCCUGUUUCAGGAUUCCCAAGAAGCCAAGUGGAAGCGAUUAGUGAUAACGCAUUACAUCGAUCCCCACGGGGUCAAGAGAGAUUGGGAGUCUGCCGAGCGCCAGACAAGACCAAAAGACUCCCAGGUCGACGGGGUCAGCAUUGUCGCUCUUCUGAACAAACCGGGUGGUUGUGAGAUCCUUCUGGAGAAGCAAUAUCGGCCCCCAAUCGACCAGGUCGUCAUUGAGCUCCCGGCAGGAUUAAUCGAUGCAGGAGAGACAAUCGAGCAGACUGCGGUUCGAGAGUUGAAGGAAGAAACUGGGUAUAUUGGCGUGGCAAAUAGAACUAGUGGUAUCAUGUACAAUGAUCCGGGAUUCUGCAACGCUAAUCUCAACCUGGUCUAUGUUCAGGUUGACAUGUCUCUUCCAGAGAAUCAGAACCCCAAGCCGGAACUUGAGGAUAACGAGUUUAUUGAAUGUUUCACGGUGCCGGUGUCAGAUCUUUCUGCUGAGUUGCAGAAGCUGGAAAGCGAGGGGUAUGCGAUCGAUGCCCGGAUAGCAUCUAUUGCAGAGGGGAUUGAGAUUGCAAAGAGCUUGAAGCUCUGA